AUGGAACUGAACCACAAACUGAUGGCCGGUUUGGCGAGCCUGGGCAUUGUCACGCUUGCCGGUUUCGGCGCGCUGACGCUGGUCGGCACCCAGCCGACCCGAUUGGCCGAACAGGCAUCGGUGUCGGGCGGCAUCGAUCCGAUCGUCACCGCCAGCGUUCCCGCCGCCGACAAUGCCGAGCACAAUGCGCAGAUCGCGCGUCUCGGAGAAGCGCUGACCGCGAUCAGCGAGGGCCGCAUUGCGGAUGCCAAAUCCCUGCGCGACGCGAUGCUGGCCGGUUCCGUCGAUCGCGAUCUGGUCGACUGGACCCUGGCCGCAUCGGGCGACCGUGCCGUUGGCGCCGGCGCGAUCGCCAAGGCCAUGCGCGGGCUCGACGACUGGCCCGGCCAGGAGCUUCUGGCGCGCAACCAUGAGCGGGCGCUGGCGCGCGGGUGGCUGGGCAACAUCAAGCUGCGCACCGCAUUCGAUGCCAGGCCGCCCGAGACGUUCGAGGCCGCCUAUGCGCUGGCCAAGGGUCAUCUGCGGACCGGCGGCGAGACGAAGGCGCGCGAUCUGAUCGUCCCCUAUUGGCGGACCAUGGUGCUGUCUUCGUCGAUCGAGCGCGAGGUUGUGGACCUGUUCGACGGUGUGCUGACGCAGGCCGAUCACCGCGCGCGCUAUGUCGCCAUGAUGGUGCGUGAGCGCAUUCGCGCCGGCGCGCGCGUCGCCGACGCCGCCGGCAUGGACAGGCUGCACGAGGCCUGGGCGGCGGUGAUCCGCGAGGCGCCGGGCGCCGAGGCGCUGAUCGCGGAUGUGCCCGACGCGUUGCUGGACACGGAAGCCGGCCUUUACAUGCGCAUCGAGCAUCUGCGCCGCACCAACAGGAUGGAGGAAGCCGGAGAGCUCUUGGCCGAGGUUCCGUCCGAUCCCGAUGCGCUGACCAAUCCCGAUGCCUGGUGGAACGAGCGGCGCAUCGUGUCGCGCUCUCUGCGCGAGGCCGGCGCCGUCGAGCAGGCCUAUGAAAUCGUCUCGGAGCACCGCGGCGGCAGCCCGGCAACGCAGGUCGAUGCCGCCUUCCAUGCGGGCUGGUAUGCGCUGCGCGGGCUGAACGAUCCGGCGCGCGCCAGACCGCAUUUCGAGCGGAUCGAACGGAUCGCGCAAGGCGCGGCAUCGCGCGCGCGCGGCGCCUACUGGCUCGGCCGGACUGCCGGCGCGGCGGGCGACGAGGAUAUGGCCCGCGCCCAUUUCGAGCGCGCGGCGCUUUAUCCGACCAGCUUCUACGGCCAGCUUGCCGCGCAGGCGCUCGGUCAUGAAAGGCUCGCCAUCGGUCCGAUACCGGCCAGCGAAGAGGCACAGCGCGACCUCUCCGCAUCGCGGGUGCUGCUGGCGAUCGAGCGCCAGACCGAAACCGGCCAGACGCGCUUCCUGCAAACGCUCUAUACGGGUCUGGCCGAGCGGUUCGACACGCCGGCGCAUUAUGCGGCGCUCGCCCGCCAUGCCGCCGAGCAGGGCCAUCACGCGAUCGGUCUGAGGAUCGCCAAGCGCGGCCAGUGGAACGGGCACGAUCUGGGCCUGGCCACCCAUCCCGCCGACGCCAUUCCCUCCGACGGUUUUCUGUCCGCUUCCGACCGGGCGCUGGUCUAUGCGGUCGCCCGCCAGGAGAGCGAGUUCAACACGAACGCGGUUUCGCGCGCCAAUGCGCGCGGCCUUCUGCAGUUGCUGCCCUCGACCGCGCGCGACGUGGCCGGGCGCAUGGACCUCGCCUACAACGCCGCGCGGCUGACCGCCGAUCCGGCCUUCAACGCGCUUUUAGGCACGCAGUAUCUGGACGAGCAGCGCGACCGGUUCAGCGGUUCGCAUGUUCUGACCUUCAUCGCCUACAAUGCAGGCUCGGGCCGCGCGCGCGAAUGGAUCGGCCGCUUCGGCGAUCCGCGCGGGCUGCCGCUGGCAGAAACGAUCGACUGGAUCGAACAGAUCCCCUUCCCGGAAACACGCCUCUACGUGCAGAAGGUCAUGGCCAACAUGACGGUCUACAAGGCGCGCUUCGACCUGCCGCUGACGAUCGCGCAUGAUCUGACGACGACCACGAUCGUUCCGGUGCCUUUCACUCCGCCUCCAUUCGACCCCGGCGAGAGCCUUUACUUCUCCGCACGCGACGGAUUGCCCAUCCAUGUGCGCGCCGUCGGGCCGAAGGACAACGGCCUUGCGCCGGUCGUCUGUCUGCCCGGCCUCAGCCGCAACAGCCGCGACUUCCUCGGCCUUGCGCAUCAUUUCGCCAACCAUGCCAAAAACCCGCGCCGAGUCUACGCGUUCGACUUCCGCGGACGCGGCUUGUCGGGCCAUGACAAGGACUGGCGCAACUACAAUGUGCUGACCGAAGCCGACGACGUGGUUUCCGGCCUGACGGCACUGAACAUCGAGCAUGCGAUCUUCGUCGGCACUUCACGCGGCGGGAUCGUGACCAUGCUGCUGACCGCCAUGCGCCCGGGCGCCAUCCGCGCCGCCAUUCUUAACGAUAUCGGGCCGGUGAUCGAGGGGGCCGGGCUGACGCAGAUCCGGCUCUAUCUGAAGAAGAUGCCGCGCCCGCGCGAUUGGACGGACGCGGUCGCCAUCCAGAAGACGGUGAUGGACAAAUCGUUCACCGCCCUUGAGGACGCAGACUGGGCCUUCGAAGCCUUCGGCCGUUACCGGGAGAUCGACGGCCAGAUCCGACCCGAUCACGAUCCGGCGCUCGUGCGCACAUUGACCGACAUCGAUCUGGGAGAACGUCUGCCGACCAUGUGGCCGCAGUUUGCAGGGCUCAAACGGGUGCCGGUUCUGGUGCUGCGCGGCGAAAACUCAUCGCUUCUGGCCGAAGAGACGGUGCGGACCAUGCGGUCCAUUCACCCGUCAUUGACGGCGGCGGCGGUCAGGGGCCAGGGCCACGCGCCGAUGCUGCAUACACCCGGGGCGCUGGCGCCUGUCGAGGCCUUCGUCGGCAAGUUGAAAUUCUGA
Messenger RNA from Effrenium voratum, 2973 nucleotides. The record is from the annotation of a GenBank genome assembly. NCBI's taxonomy places the organism in Eukaryota, Dinophyceae, Suessiales, Symbiodiniaceae.